Messenger RNA from Prunus persica (peach), 1935 nucleotides. Its product is annotated as protein FAR1-RELATED SEQUENCE 5. Bases 1 to 1935 code for a protein of 644 amino acids. Gene Ontology annotation, biological process: regulation of DNA-templated transcription. The transcript is spliced from 6 exons. Lineage: Eukaryota; Viridiplantae; Streptophyta; Magnoliopsida; Rosales; Rosaceae. The record is from RefSeq and is a predicted model, not a curated record.
AUGGAGUUUGAGACAGAAGGAGAAGCCUUUAAAGUUUACAAUGCAUAUGCAUAUGGUGUUCUCUUUAGUAUUAGACGAAGUAAAUUUCAUAAAGAGAAAUGUAGGAAGUUGAGAGACAGACUUUUUGUUUGCUCUGCUGAAGGUAAGCGUGAAAAGAAUAAGUGUGAUGGCAGUGUGAAAUCUCAUCGUGCUGAGACAAGAUUUGGAUGUCUAGCAAGGAUGAAAAUUAGUUGUCGGCUAAAUGAUAAGUAUUGUGUUACUGAGUUUGUGCCUGAGCAUACGCAUGUUACUUCUAGUCCUUGUAAGACCCCAUUUUUUAGGUCACAUAGGAACAUGUCUCUUGCACAAAUAGUUGAAGCUGAUAUGGCUGAUAGUUCGGGGAUUGCUCCAAAAGCAACUCUAGAACUUCUGAGUAGACAAGCUGGUGGACGUCAGAAUCUUGGAUUCAUUUCUGUAGAUUAUAAAAAUUAUUUAUGUUCAAAGCGUACAAGAGAAAUGAGGGUAGGACAUACAGGGGGCCUGUUAGAAUAUUUACAACAAAUGCAAUUGAGUGAUCCCAAUUACUUUUAUGUUAUACAAGUGGAUGAAGAUUAUAUGAUUACUAAUAUCUUUUGGGCUGAUGCAAGGAUGAUGGUGGAUUAUGAUUAUUUUGGUGAUGUGGCUAUGUCUGGAAAAAAAUCAAUAAGUAUUCUGACAGACCAAGAUGCAGCAAUGGCUAAAGCGUUGCUUUCAGAGGGGCCAGAAACAUGUCACCGUUUGUGCAUUUGGCACAUAUACCAAAACGCAGCCAAGCAUCUUAGCAAUGCUUUUGAGAAGUUCAAAAAUUUUACCAAAGACUUUUGUAGAUGCAUAUAUGAUUAUGAAGAUGAAGAUGAUUUUAUAAACGCUUGGAAUAACAUGCUUGAAAAAUAUAAUCUCAAGGAUAAUGAUUGGUUGAGGCGAUUGUUUAAUUUAAAGGAGCAAUGGGCAUUAGUUUAUGGGCGACAAACUUUUUGUGCUGAUAUUACUACUACCCAACGCAGUGAAAGCAUGAAUAGUGCUUUAAAGAAGUAUAGGUUAGUUGAAGAUCAUCGUUAUCAAGAGUUGAAAGCUGAAUUUAGAGCAAGUCAAAGUUCACCUGCAUUGUCAUUUCCAGUGGAAAUAUUAAAGCAUGCAUCAAAUAUAUAUACACCAGAAGUGUUUAAGUUGUUUCUAGAUGAGUUGUGUAAAGCUCAUGAUUGUGUCUUGAAAUUCAAUGGAAUCUUGUGUGCACAUGCCUUAAAAGUCCUCUCAACAAGAAAUAUUAAAAGUAUUCCAGCUCAAUAUAUCUUGAAGAGAUGGACCAAAAAUAUUAAGGCUAAGAGUGCAAAAUUUACUUGCAAUGUCUCAAGUGAAAAUGACUCAAAAGUAGAAAUUGUCAGGCGUUAUAGAGAAUUAUGUCGGUUGCAUACUCAGUUAGCAACACGAGCAUCAGAGUCAAAAGAUGCAUAUGAAAGUGCUAUAUUAGGACUUAACAAUACGUUGAGAGAUGUGGAUGCGUGUUUGAAGAAGAAAGCAAGUCAAGAACCAACUCAGGCGAUCUCAACAACUACCAGUGCAUCUAAGCUUAAUGAGUAUAUUUGUAUUGACGAUGAUAUCAUUAAAUUUAGAGGAAUCAAAACUAAGACCAAAGUUGUUGGCAAUUCUAAAAGGCCAAAGAAUGCUUUGGAAAAGCUCACAAAGAAGAAAAAGCUUCGAAAUAAAGAAGAAUGUGCUCUAUUGGAACAUGAACCUGAUUCUCACAAUGAGACUAUUCACAUGCCAACCCAAUCUCAAGCAACAAUGGAUAUUUCACAGGCAGAGUUACCACAAGAAGAAGAAUUAAGCUUACUGAGCUCUGAAGGACUAGACCUGCUGAGCUCUGAAUUGACAUGUAGUGCCAAGACACAUGAUAUGGACGUCCAAGAUGUUGAAUGA